Molecule: messenger RNA, 769 nt
Organism: Spea bombifrons (plains spadefoot toad)
Lineage: Eukaryota; Metazoa; Chordata; Amphibia; Anura; Pelobatidae
Product: peptidoglycan-recognition protein SC2-like
Exons: 4
Coding region: 90-635 (181 amino acids)
Biological process (GO): innate immune response; peptidoglycan catabolic process
Molecular function (GO): peptidoglycan binding; N-acetylmuramoyl-L-alanine amidase activity; zinc ion binding
Source: RefSeq, a predicted model, not a curated record
UUGUUACAUGACAUCAGUAUCCAGAAACAUUGUAUCCCGCUCAUAGCUCCGUCGUAAAUGGCUAUUUCUUUUUUCCAGGUGUCUGCAUCAUGCUGAAACUAGUCGCUUUCCUUGCCCUCUGUGCUGUUGCACAAUGCUGCCCCACAAUCUUCACUAAAUCCCAGUGGGGUGGACGUGCCCCCACCUGCAGGACCGCAAUGGCCACACCGGUCACAUACGUGAUCAUUCACCACACAGCCGGAGCAUCCUGUACCACCCAGUCUACCUGCAUCACCCAGGUUAGGAACGUCCAGAACCUUCACAUGAACACCAAUGGCUGGUGUGACAUCGGAUACAGCUUCCUGGUGGGAGAGGACGGCAAUGUGUAUGAAGGACGUGGCUGGACAUCCGUUGGUGCCCAUGCUCCCAACUACAACUCCAACUCCAUUGGAAUCAACGUCAUCGGAACUUUCACCAGCCGUAACCCCAAUACUGCCGCUCAGAACGCAGUCAAGGCUCUCAUCAGCUGCGGGGUCUCCAGAGGUUACAUUAAAUCCACCUACAUCCUGAAGGGACAUCGCAACGUGACAGCCACCGAGUGCCCUGGAAACACCUUUUACAACACCGUCAAAACCUGGCCACGCUUCCAGGCCUAAUUCCUAAAUAAGGCAUCUAUACAUCGACAGCGGGAUUUGCUGAGCGCCGCCGCCAUCUCCCCCGCCUCAGCUUCCUGAAACUAAGAUCUUUUCAACCUAUGUUACAAAAGUGAAAUAAAUGUAUUUACGUGAAA